AUAUUGUAAACGAAAAAGAGCGGACUGAUAAGGCUAAGAGAAAGAUAGUUUUGCAUUGGGAUGUGUUUAUUUAUUUUGUGCGUAAACGUGUAGUUCUCAAAUAGGCCGAUCGAUAUAUAAUCCUGUGAGCGAUUCCGAUGAGAUGCUCUUUUGCUUCUACUUAAAGCGGUGAACGGUGAUUUCAGUUCUUCUCAGGCGAUGGCCAUGGCGACGCCGACGUGCUUCUUCGUUCCUAGCGCUCUCCUCUUCCUCGAUCGACUCUUUAUCUGAUCAUACUGAGAUUCUUCUUCAUUUUCUUUUUGGAACCUUUUUUUUUUUUGGAUUCAAUAAUGAACAAGAGGGCUAGAAUUGAUGAUUCCAAUAAGGCAGUGGUCAAUGUCUGGAAGCGGGAGGUUGGAGAGCUUUCCACUAGGAAUUUUGCCCACCGUCUUGGUGCUUUGGAGGAUCUCGUGCUUCGACUUGAUCUUUACAAGAAACUGGAGAGGCACAAAGGUUGUGUGAACACCGUGAGCUUUAAUGCUGCUGGUGAUAUUUUAGUGUCAGGCUCUGAUGAUAGGCGGGUGAUUCUCUGGAAUUGGGAAACCGGGCGUGUCAAGCUCUCUUUUCAGUCUGGUCACAAUAACAAUGUUUUUCAAGCAAAAAUCAUGCCUUACACGGAUGAUCGAAGCAUUGUGACUUGUGCUGCAGAUGGGCAGGUGAGGCAUGCUCAGAUUCUGAAUAGUGGGCACGUGGAAACUUCACUGCUCGGCAGUCAUCUAGGGCGAGCUCAUAAGUUGGCCAUUGAACCUGGUAGUCCUUAUAUGUUCUAUACUUGUGGUGAAGAUGGAUUGGUGCAACGUUUUGAUCUAAGAACUGGGGCUGCCGUUGAGCUGUUUACUUGCCAAUCAGUUGACAAUAGGGCAGGUUACAUGUCAUCAAUUCAGCUAAAUGCAAUUGUGAUUGAUCCCAGAAAUCCAAAUCUCUUUGUUGUUGCUGGUUCAGAUGAGUAUGCGCGAUUAUAUGAUAUUCGCAAAUCUGGGGAGGAUGGUUCAACUGAUUUUGGUCAACUGGCAGACUGCUAUUGCCCCCCUCACUUGAUUGGCGAUGAACAAGUGGGAAUAACAGGUCUAGCCUUCUCAGAGCUCAGUGAGCUCCUUGUCUCAUACAAUGAUGAAUCCAUUUAUCUCUUUAAUAGGGAUAUGGGUUUGGGCCCAAACCCAAAUCCAGCGCCUCCACUAUCUCUGAGUAGUGAUGCAAGUGAAAUGGGAGCUGAAAAAGUUGACAAUGGUAUUCCACAAGUUUAUAAAGGACAUAGAAACUGUGAGACAGUUAAAGGGGUCAAUUUUUUUGGACCUAAAUGUGAGUAUGUCGUUAGUGGUUCUGAUUGUGGCAGAAUAUUUAUAUGGAGGAAAAAAGGUGGAGAGCUAAUCCGUGUCAUGGAAGCUGACGAGGAUGUCGUGAACUGCAUUGAGCCCCAUCCUCAUAUGACCAUGCUUGCUAGUAGUGGAAUUGAAAGUGAUGUCAAGAUAUGGACUCCAAAGGCCCAUGAAAGAGCUACUCUUCCUGAGAAAAUUGAACAGAAACCAAAGCCUAGAGGAUGGAUGCACCGCUUAGCGUUACCGGAGGAACUGAUGAUGCAACUGUUUUCACUGCGAAGACAGACUUCGAGCCCCGAACGUGGAAGAGAACCUCCUACUGUAAGUAGAGAACUUCUAGAGUUGAUAAUGACAUUCAACAAUGGCAACAGCGAUGACUCUUCAGAUUAUAAUGAUGAUACUGGUGAAGAUGAUUGAUACCAAUUGAGAAGCUUUAUGCUGACUCUUGGCUUUAAAUUUGAAUAACAUGGUAGCUAAUUGUGCAUAAAAUAGGAAUCCAGCAUGCCAUUAUCAAUCUUAUCUUACAAUUUUCAUCUGAAUUAAUAGCUAAAAGAUCUUUUAGUUAUUAUCAUGAAUUCCUACCAUGUUGGCUGUAAAUUCAGUGUGUGCAUUCUUCUGUU
Messenger RNA from Cucumis melo (muskmelon), 1975 nucleotides. RefSeq lists its product as uncharacterized. The record is from RefSeq and is a predicted model, not a curated record. Bases 330 to 1772 code for a protein of 480 amino acids. Gene Ontology annotation, molecular function: protein binding. The transcript is spliced from 5 exons. Lineage: Eukaryota; Viridiplantae; Streptophyta; Magnoliopsida; Cucurbitales; Cucurbitaceae. Gene Ontology annotation, cellular component: Cul4-RING E3 ubiquitin ligase complex; cytoplasm.